This is a messenger RNA of Lytechinus pictus (painted urchin), 1990 nucleotides long. RefSeq names its product glutathione synthetase-like. The record is from RefSeq and is a predicted model, not a curated record. Gene Ontology annotation, biological process: glutathione biosynthetic process. Bases 278 to 1774 code for a protein of 498 amino acids. The transcript is spliced from 10 exons. Gene Ontology annotation, cellular component: cytosol. Gene Ontology annotation, molecular function: glutathione binding; glutathione synthase activity; ATP binding. NCBI's taxonomy places the organism in Eukaryota, Metazoa, Echinodermata, Echinoidea, Temnopleuroida, Toxopneustidae.
ACGGUUUUUUGGGCGGCGCCCAGACCUGGAUCCACCCUGGAACCUUGACUUAGUUCCACUCUCGUGAAAUCAAUACAAGUGAUUCAAGUAACCUUUCAUCACGGUGUUGAAUGUUAUUUGUGUGCAUUCACGUGUCGUCUCGCUUCUCGAGUAUGGUAUCUUCUUCUAGGCAUAUUAAUUCAAACGUAGGCUAUUUACCUUCCCACUCCCCUUCCAAUAUCCAAUUGUAUUAAACUCUUCUAGGAGUCUUUGGCAAGUGGAGUAGAUAUCAACAAGAAUGGUGGAGCUACACCCUGCGGUUGAGCUACCGCUCUCGACGGAUGAACUGGAAGAGUUAGCGGAGGACAUGAAGGAUCGGGCGUAUGCAAUGGGGGUACUAAUCCGCCCCUCCAAACACCAGACGAUACAUGGACCCAUUACGCUGCUCCCAUCCACCUUCCCAAGACUUCUCUACAACAAGGCAAUGCAGUUACAGACCGAUAUUAAUCUCCUUAUGCUGGGGAUCAGCAAAGACGAUGAAUUCCUAUAUGCAGCACUUAAAAGUGUUGUUCCUGUUGACGAGUUCACAAGACGGCUUUAUGAGAUGCAUUUACAGGUUAAAAAGGAAGGCUGCUUCAAGCCAGUAACUUUAUGCAUCAACCGGACCGAUUAUAUGCUAGACUGUUGUAAGGAGAUCGAUGAGGAGUCUUUCCUGGACCUAUCCAUGGUUGAGAUUAACACAAUAGCAGCAGGGUGUCCGGCUCUUAGUACAAGAUUAGUCGAUGUACAUAGGUUUAGUUUAGAGCAGCUUGGUAUGAGUAGAGAGAAGGUAUUAGAUCGUGUACCAGGCAACUAUGGAAUGGAAGGGGUAGCAGAUGGGAUGGUGACGACGUGGCGACUAUACGGAGAAACAAAAGCCGUCAUAGUAUUUGUUGUACGACCGGAAGAGAGCAAUAAAUUUGAUCAGAGAUGGAUGGAGUACGGUAUCAAGGACCUGGAUGAUCGGGUGAAGGUCAUUAGAAGGACACUACCAGAGAUAGGCGAACGAGCCGAACUACGGGGAGACGAGAGAAGAUUAUUCAUAGAUGAUAUGGAAGUUGCGAUACUCUAUUUUCGAACAGGAUAUUCACCGAUAGACUAUCCGACAGAACUGGAGUGGAAUGCCAGGUUAAUUGGUGAAAGGUCGAGGGCAGCCGUGUGUCCAUCUGUGGCUAUGCAGUUGGCGGGGACCAAAAAGAUUCAACAAGUUCUUUACGACCCUGGAUCUAUCGAACUCUUCAUUAAAGGAAAACAGAGAGUCGAUGAUGUGCGAAGCAUAUUUACAGGACACUAUACUCUAGAUCUUACACCUGCUGGUGAUGAGGCUGCUGAGAGAGCUAUUGCAAACCCGAUGAAGUACGUCAUGAAACCACAGAGGGAAGGAGGAGGUAAUAAUUUGUUCGGGGAAAAGAUGAAGGAAGCGCUGGUGAAGCUUCGUGGAUCACCGGAGAGGGCGGCGUACAUGCUAAUGGACAGGUUCAACUCUCCGGUCAAUCAUAACUAUUGCAUGAAGUGCGGAAGCUCGGAUCUAGAACUCAUGACUGUGGCCAGCGAGUUCGGUCCUUUCGGAACGUUAGUAAGUUACAACAAUGAAGUGGUGUUCAACAAGGCAACCGGAUACCUGUACCGUACUAAAGACAUUAAACUCGAUGAAGGAGGGUUGAUGGUCGGGACGGGGUUCCUAGACACACCCUAUCUAUCAUCUGCAGAGGUCAUCUGUCCUGCAGCAACCCAGAAUGGAUUUGGCGAACAUUAAACUCAAAAACUUCAACCUUGAAGAUAUGAGAUGUUCGGGAUUAAAUUCUUGGAGAGGACAACUCCCAUUCGUCUACUAUAGUAAUCUACUAAUUUUCCAAUGUUAAGUAUUUAGCUGUCUGCAGAGAGAAAUUGUGUCCGGCUAUUUGAUUAUCUAUGACUUCACAGGCCUUUUCCCUUCCGGGUAUCUUGCCAUCUAAGUUUUAAUGAGAAGUAA